AUGGUAAAUUACAUGGAUCAUUCAAACAACGAACAUUUUUCAGAAGUAACAAAAAUGACGUUGUCAAAAAUCAAACAUAAUCGAGGAUUGUCCCAUAAUGUAGCCAUGUGUACCUACCAUGACAAUACUUCACCUGGAUAUGAAUGGUUACUUCCUGCAUGGGUGACAGAAGAGCGUCAUAUGAAUUCUGGCAGAAUAUAUAAGUAUUACUAUGACCCAGAAGGAAAUCGUUAUAACAGCAAAAGUGAAGUAAAAGCAGCAUGGGAGAAAGAUGGGUUGGUGCUCAUCGACUAA
Molecule: messenger RNA, 294 nt
Organism: Vicia faba (fava bean)
Lineage: Eukaryota; Viridiplantae; Streptophyta; Magnoliopsida; Fabales; Fabaceae
Source: the annotation of a GenBank genome assembly